Oncorhynchus gorbuscha (pink salmon) is the source of this 1236-nucleotide messenger RNA. RefSeq names its product espin-like. The transcript has 5 exons. Lineage: Eukaryota; Metazoa; Chordata; Actinopteri; Salmoniformes; Salmonidae. The record is from RefSeq and is a predicted model, not a curated record. Bases 429 to 896 code for a protein of 155 amino acids.
GGGUAGACUAGGCUGUGGCUGACAGGGGUGGAGGCAGAGAGGGUAGACUAGGCUGGGACAGGGGGUGAGGAGUAGGCUGUGGCUGACAGGGGUGGAGGCAGAGAGGGUAGACUAGGCUGUGGCUGACAGGGGUGGAGGCAGAGAGGGUAGACUAGGCUGUGGCUGACAGGGGUGGAGGCAAAGAGGGUAGACUAGGCUGUGGCUGACAGGGGUGGAGGCAGAGAGGGUAGACUAGGCUGUGGCUGACAGGGGUGGAGGCAGAGAGAGUAGACUAGGCUGGGACAGGGGGUGGGGGGGACAGAGGCACACAGCCCAGACCACACACCAGCAGCAUUCCCACAAACCUCUGCAACAGAGAUGGACGUAGAGGCGCCAGCGGACCGGACAUUAAGACGUCUUUACCUCUCACAUUCACCAGCAGAAAGGCCAUGUAUUUUCCCUCCCAUCAACCCUGCUACUCAAAGAAAAGAGAGGGGAGACCCAGCCAAGCUCCCCCUCCACGAGCUCCCCCUCCAGGAGCUCCCCCUCCACGAGCUCCCCCUCCAGGAGCCCCCCUCCAUGAGCUCCCCCUCCAGGAGCCCCCCCUCCAGGAGCACCAGAGUAAAGUGGAGGACAACAAGCGUCUACUUGAGGAGCUGGCGCGUAUGGAGGAGGAGCUGAUAGACCGUCUUCAACGGGAGGUGGCGAGACAGAGAGAGCUGAACGUUCUGCGACAGGAGGACAACAGGCUACGCUGGAGGACACUGUGCUUCCUCCAGCUCAACCAGCGCCUCAAAAAGCCCGUUGUAACCAGCUAUUACAAGAACAUCCCGAUGCACAUCUACUGUCUCCCUAUUCAGACUGUUGGAAAAGGCAACAGUAACAAGAAGAAGAAGAAGAAGAAGUGGCAGAGAUGAGAAGAAGAGGAAGUAGAAUAGGAGUGCAGUCUGGGAGGAUGUGUGACAGUUCAUUGGUUCCACUUCCAUGUACCACUGUGGGACACAGGACUAUGUAACUCACAAGUCCUGCUGAACGCUGCUUCCUUAACAUUCUGUACUGCAUUGGGAAAAAAGAAAGUCACAAAGAAUAUUUUGGAUAUCUAUCUGCUCUCUCUCCGGUAUUUCUUACUUUGCCACUAUACUGAUAUACACUGCCUUCAGAAAGCAUUCAGACCCCUUCCCUUUUUCCACAUUUUGUUACGUUACAGCCUUAUUCUAAAAUGGAUUAAAUAAAAUAAAACAUCCUCAGUAAUGUACA